This is a messenger RNA of Lotus japonicus, 1490 nucleotides long. Its product is annotated as protein TUNICAMYCIN INDUCED 1. The transcript has 2 exons. NCBI's taxonomy places the organism in Eukaryota, Viridiplantae, Streptophyta, Magnoliopsida, Fabales, Fabaceae. The record is from RefSeq and is a predicted model, not a curated record. The coding region runs from base 88 to 1338 and encodes 416 amino acids.
UCCCACCCAAAAUUCCAUUCAUUCAUUCUCUUCUCUUCAAAUUCGUACCAAUUCGUGUUCGUAUUCGUGCAAACGAAACUCAAUUCAAUGGAAUCGAAAUCGCUUCUCACCUUCAUCAUCACGUUCCUCUUCCUCCUCCUCCAUUCCAACGCAAAACCUCCCCUCCCAAACGCGUUCUCUGAUUUGAAGGAAUCGAUUGUGAAAGGGCUAGGGUUUACAGCGGAAGACGAUUUUAAGAUUUCAGGGUUUGAUCCUAGGGAUGCUAAAGUGGGCCAUUCCGUGGAGUAUCAAUUUGACAUUGAGGUUGAUGACAAGGUGAUUCCGUUCAAGCUUCUUGAGGAUGUUAAUCGCUGGGAAUAUGUUGAUCUUCCCAUUUUCCGGGUCGAGGAUCAAAACGGGUUGGUUCCGAAGAAGCGGGUUGGGGAAAACGGGUUGCCCGUUUUGGCUCCGUUUCAGCUUGCUGGUCCCAUGGAGCUUUGGAUUCAGGAUGCUAAGGACAUGAGAAUCUCUCUCCCUCAUGAUGUGGAUGCUGGUGUGUUGAAGAAAGUGAUUUUGGCUGAGGGGGCUGUGGUUACUGUCAAAGGUGCGAGAUCAGUGAGUCUUCGUCAUCCCCUUGAAUUUCCCCUGCCGUUGAACCAGACACAGAAUGGGUUUGCUGCUGGUCUUCUCACUUUAGCUGAGCAUCUUCGCCGUGCUUCUCGUACACAGGGUGCUCCCCUCCUCUCGCUCCGGAUUGUUGGUCCUACGUCACUUGCAGCUCCUUCAUCGACGUCAACCUCUUCGAAUAGCAGGUUGAAGCUCAAGCUACUUGCACCUGGUCUUGUGGAGUUGUCGUCCCUGUCUAAGGCCCCAAUUGAGGCUCUAUCUAUUGUUGAUCUCCAGGAUGAAGCCCCGACGCUACUUACUCCAACUCAGUUUACUGCAUUGUGGCCUAUUGCCUCCCUUAAUGGGUCAAAUGCCAACUUGGUGGGUUUUGAGAAACUUCUAUCUUCUGUUCUAGGUCCUAAGGCUAACAAGAAGGGUUCCUUUAGGUUGUUGAAAGCGGAUGUUUCUGCUCAGACAUUUGUGAAGAUAGGCUUUCAGGCUGAGAAGAAGCUGAAGGAAGGAGAUGGGAUUAGUUUGGAGGGUAUCCCUGAGUGGAGAACCAAGCCUGAGACGUUGAAGUUGCAUUUUGAGGUGUUGGCUAAGGUUGAUGGUGAUAAAGUCAUACCGGAGAGAGUCAUGCAAGUAAACCCUGUUAUUGUGGAGGAUACUGUGGCACCAUAUAUGCUGACCGGGAAUAUGACCAUGUCAAAGAUACCAGUAGUUCACCCUCCUCCCAACCCUUUCCUCUUGUAAUUUUGUGGAAGGGGUUCGAUUUUGUGUACAUUACUGAAAGGAAUUGUAGAGGAGAGGAGAGAAGAGAUUCUUGUUUUACUUUUGAUCUAUACAUAUGAUAGUUAACUUGUAAAAAUGUUAAGUAAUGAGAAAAUUGUUUUAUUUGCCCAUCA